Molecule: messenger RNA, 2452 nt
Organism: Heterotrigona itama
Lineage: Eukaryota; Metazoa; Arthropoda; Insecta; Hymenoptera; Apidae
Source: the annotation of a GenBank genome assembly
AUGUCAUUGGACACGAUGCAGAUUCUUCGGCGACCACCAGCAUGGAGCAGGUCCGCGCAAUGCAUCGGUAUCGUCUCCUCCGGAUGGUACAUGGAUCGUCAUCGUCAUCUCUCUCUGGUGCCUCGAAAGGAUGAGGCGGCUCGACGACGGCCAUGCUCAACGACCGCCUCCGUUUAGGGUGCUCGCGGCACCCGACGGCAAUUAUCUGUCACCGAACGCGAUCUCGCCGCCGCCGCCGCCGCGUGCACCCGAGCCCUACAAGCUCGCGCCAUCCGCCGCGUCCUCCUCGAGGGCGCAUCGCCGAUCCAGCUUCGUCAUCAUCGCGGACUCGAGGCCCGUUUCCCCGGAGGCGAGGAGCCCGUCGCCGACGCUCGCCGCUGGAAGGAUCUCGCCGUUUCGAGGACGCGGCUUCAAGGCACCGCCACCGCGAGCCAAGUCCAGGCCACAGUCUCCGGAACACGUGGACGCUCGUAAAAGAGGAAGAAACGAACGACGAGUGUCGGUGUCGCAGCAGAACAGUCCGAGGAAAAGCUUGAUCCCGCAGCCGACGCGUCAACGCUCGACGUCACUGACCAAAUCGACGGAGCGUCUUUCCUCGCCGAGGCUCGGUCAUCGCGCGGACUCGCGGUCUCGUUUGCACACGACGGAUUCCAGGAAUCGUUUGAACGCCUCCGGGAACAGCAGCAGCGCGACGAACCUCGCCGCUCGUCGACAGGCCUCGAGAACGCCCAGCAAGCUCUCGCCGAUUCAGGGAACACCGACCAAGCCGGAGCGAACGUCGCAGUUCGCGAAGAGGGAUCGUUCGAAGGAAACGGCGAAGCAACAGAAAUCCGCCGCGUCUCCGUCGAAGAACACCUGGACCUCGAAGAAGCAGAGCCAGGAGAGAGCCACCGCCGCGGGGAAAACGCAGAGCAAGGAACGCGUAACCUCACCGUCAAAGAUCCCGCUGAAAACGAACAGAGUCAGCUCGAACGCUUUGAAUCCAGCCAGGUUCAUCAACAUCUCCAACAACCAAGCCAGCGGGAGAAGUAAAAAAACCGGGGAUAAAGGGUCGAAGGAGACACGCGCGAGCUCGAACGAACAGACGAUCGAGUCAAGCCAAGGUAGCAAGCAGUCUGACUCGGGAACGUCGAAAGGUUCUCAAGUCAGCGACAAGGGUUCGAACACCGAGAGGAGUUCGGCAGCCGAUCUGCAUCUCAUCGAUCUCUUGAAGCAAACUUCCGCUGCCACGGGGACGUCCAGCGUGGUGAAUACGACAGCGACGACGGCUGUUCAGCCGCUUCACAUCGACGCCAACGCGUCGGUUCUUCUGGACGCAGAGGUGUCCGACAGGCGGGGUCAGCUCGAGAAGACGAAGAGCCAGCAAGAUCUUUCGAACUCGAAAUCCUCCAAUGCGCCGAGCGACGACACGGCUGCUAAGCAAGCGCAAAGUUUUCAAAUGGUCCGCAACGAGGAUCAUCGUCAGGCGAACCCUCUGAUCUCCAAGUCUAGUAAACCGAUCUCGAACGGCGGACGAACGAAGGUCGGUGGGACGGAGAGCAGAAACGAUUCUCCGGUCCCUAGCGAGAACGUCAGCAGUCACUCGAAGAGUAACAGCAUCAGUCAGUCGAUAAAAAGCGUAGGCAAGGUGAGUAACACUGCGAAUAAUACCGGCUCAGCGACGCAACGUUCCAACAGGAUCGUCCAGAAUGCGAUCAACGAUCAGAACGCGAAAAACUGCCGGCCCAACGGUCAGAAAAUCGAGGAAACUGGCUCCGUUCAACCGGCGUCGACGAACGUCCAGUCGAGUUCGACGAAAACGAACGAGGGAUCACUGGAACCGGCGAGUGAUCCCACGCGAAAUCCAUCGAGCACGGAUGCUCAAAGGACAGCUGUUUCCGUUGCGAGUGCGUCUGUGAAACAGGAAGAUCCCGCGAGAACGAUCCGGAGGUCGACGAAUAAUCCCGAAACGACGAAGGUCGUCGCGAACUCGACCGUUCCCGUGAAAAGCACUUCCGAUCAAUCGACGAUAGCUUCCUCGAGGGCGAGCAACAACGUGUCCAACGUGGCUGGUGCGGUGAGCAACGACUCGAGGAACGCGAACAGCGCCGGGGAAAACGCGAAAGCUCGUACUGACAAUCACGGGAGUGGUACGUCUGUAAAAUCGUCGGCGAGAGUGUCGGUCGAUUCGAUCGAGAGCGUCCGAUCCACGGACACCGGCGUGAGCGUGGACACGGUGAAAGGGGUGUCCUCGCCGAGGGAGAAGACCGGGAUGCACGUGGUGAAACGGCCGCAGGAGAUCGAGACGUUGAGUGGGAACGUGAUGUAUCUGGAGCAAAACGGCGAGCCGGCGCUACGCGACACGAAAGCGGCGCAUCAUUCUCAAUUAAAACGAAUCGCGUUUCGUGAUGAGUCGCGUAACGAAAAGAAUCGCUGGGCGGCUUCCGGCGGCGAGAAUUAUGAGUUACCUUAA